CGGAAGGAAGGAGCAGUCAUCCAACGAGCGCAGGACGAGAGGCACCGAGCAGGAGGCCGAACGCUCGUGCGCAACAAAACAAGCUCCGUGGCUGUGCGGCAGCGCAGGAGGAGGCGGAGGAGGAGGCGGUUGAGGAGGAGGAGAGCCACAGAGAGCUGGGUUCCCCCCGCGCGUCUUCCAGAACAACUCACCGUCCGACCUCCGAUGAUCUCAGGGCGACAAGUUACGCUUCCCACGGGCGGAUGGGAGACUUUCCGCGGCGCUUUGUGAGGAGGAGAUGAUGAAGAAUUUCAGCGGCAGUCCCCUUCACAGCAACAGCCCGACUCCCAACCACGUCCGAGAGCGAAACAACCGAAAGUACAGCGCACUCUCCGCUCUUCUCCCGCUGCGCUUCUCCCUGCGAGGCUAUGGUUUCUGCAUGGCUACGCUCUUCCUCUUCUGUUUCGCCUCCCUCUUCUACCAGCUGAACGGAGGACCCCCGAAAGUCCUGCUGGACAUCCGACAGUAUCUCGGUGAAUCCACAUACCUGGAUGACCACGGACCCCCUGUUCCAAGAGUCCUCCCGUUCCCCAGCCAGGUGGUCUAUAACCGCGUGGGGAAGUGCGGCAGCCGGACGGUGGUCAUCUUACUGAGGCUACUGGCUGAGAAACACCAGUUCAACCUGGUCUCCUCCGACAUCCACAAUAAAACGCGCCUCACGAAACAUGAACAGGUGGAUCUCAUGAAGAACAUCAGCAAUAUCCCUCAGCCGUUCCUCUACACACGGCAUGUUCACUUCCUCAACUUCACCAGGUUCAGGAUAGAGCAGCCUGUCUAUAUCAACAUAAUCCGGGAUCCCAUCAACCGGUUCCUCUCCAACUACUUCUUCCGCCGUUUUGGUGACUGGAGGGGCGAGCAGAACCACCUCAUCCGCACGCCCGGGAUGAAGGAUGAUGAGAGAUACCUGGACAUCAACGUGUGCAUUCUAGAGAAUUACCCGGAGUGCUCCAACCCCAGAGUUUUCUACAUCAUCCCCUACUUCUGUGGACAGCAUCCGCAAUGCAGGGAGCCGGGGGUGUGGGCUCUGGAACGGGCCAAGCAGAACGUUCUGGAGAACUACCUCCUGGUGGGGAUCCUGGAGGAGCUGGAGGAUGUUCUGCUCCUGCUGGAGAGGCUCUUACCUCAUUACUUUACUGGAGUGCUCAAUAUUUACAAGAGCCCAGACUACAAGAAGAUGGGGAACAUGACAGGCACGGUGCGGAAACACACGCCCACUCUGGAGGCCCUGCAGGUCCUGUACCACCGCAUGCGCUACGAGUACGAGUUCUACAACUUCAUCCGGGAUCAAUUCCACCUGACGAAGAAAAAAAUUGGCCUCAAGUCCGUCUCCCAGCCCGCCGCCUACUCACCCACUUUCCUACGGGAGCUGGCCCUCCGGACCCCAGAGCCUCUGGAUGAAGAUGAGGAGCUGGACACGGACCUCGAGGACGCCAACAGUUGGCUGGUCCAUCCCUAAGGGGCUGUUCGAUGAUCGGUGAUCGUAGCCAAGAUAAAUAAAUAAAGCUGAUUGGCUAGAAUUGGCUGGAGACAGCUGGAGGCCGCCUGAAAGAGAAGGGGAGCGUUCCCCCGUCUUUGAGCAAUCCCAUGUAAAAGUGAGGUGGGGUUUAGCGGUGUGUGCGGAUCCUGGCGCUCCUGGGUUUUUCUGACGAUGUGUUUUCCAUCUGCAACGGGCUCCUAUCACGGCAGGCUCAGCACUGAGGACUGUGGGGUCGAGUUAUUGGAAGGACAAAAUGCUCUAUUUAAAAAUUGACCAAGGACAAUGGGGAAAUAACGUUAAGCUCAUUCUGCUUGACUCAAAUUUUGUUUUAAACGUUUCUUUGGGUGUGUUGACAUGAAAUUAAACAAAAAAAACUAAUCUCCAGGAGAGAUUAGCGCAAAAUGUAGACGGAUAAAUGUUCUACAUGUCGGUCGCUGGGGUGUUUACUGUACGAGCGGACUUCAGAGACAGCGCCCAAGAAGGAGGACCAUACUUCACCAAUGGAUUCACGUCCUAAGAGCUGGGAAUUGUGUCCAUGAAUACAAAAAAAAAGUGCCAAAAGUCAUGUAUGUAUAUUAGUCGUCCAGGACGGUUGAAAGUGCCAAACCUUGUCGAGAGCUACAGCAACGGUGUGAGAGGAAGCUCCGUGUCAGUUGUUACAGUAUUGGUUUAUAAAAUUGUUUUAGAUAUUAGGUACAAAUGAGGGUUGAACAGCGAGCACUCGAUUAUGAAUUCAAAGAAUUCCAACAAAGCGUGCAUGAAUGAUUGAGUUUGACCAAGCCAGCAGCGUAUUUUAACAUAGAUCUGUUACUUGGGUCAUUAGUGGAAAAUAUAGGCUAAUAUAACACAAAAGGCAUUUAUGGAGUGCAAUUAGUUUUAAUCCAAAGUUUGAAAGAUUGAGCUUGCCAAAUAGCAGUGUUCCUACUGCGAUGCAUUGCAAAUACUGCACUUUUCCAUCUCUGAGAUGACUUUUCCUGGGAUUCUGCAGCAAAACGAAGGAUUUGGUCACAAAACCGGAUUCUAAAUCGUUUUUUAAUUUCAAACGGGAUAAUGUCUCUCUGUCUGUGUCACCAGUCCCAGCUAGCAGCUAGUCAGAGUGCAUGUUCUUUCAUCACAUGCAGAGGAACAGUAACCAUAAGCUAGUAUGUGAUAGUCGUAUUUCACUAUACCAUCCUAAUCCUCCAUUGUUUGUACCUUUUUCAUUGUCCUGGUGUGUGUUCAGUGUUUCCUUUUUUUUUUUUUUGCCAGUUUAAUUUAUUAUUUUGUAUUCAUUUGCAUUCCAGAUAAGAUUCUCAGGAAGGAAAGAAAAAAACAUGUUAAAUAACUUUAUGAACUGUAUCUUUGGUUUCUGGCGGCUAUGAACCGAUUAUUGGCAUUUUAAUGGGUUUAUAACAAUAGCUGAAAUCUGGUUAACAACUAAUGCAGUCGAUCAUUUUACAGCCUUCAAAAUAAAUGUCCUUUAACCAUU
Molecule: messenger RNA, 2984 nt
Organism: Platichthys flesus (European flounder)
Lineage: Eukaryota; Metazoa; Chordata; Actinopteri; Pleuronectiformes; Pleuronectidae
Gene: usta
Product: uronyl 2-sulfotransferase a
Exons: 8
Coding region: 278-1495 (405 amino acids)
Cellular component (GO): membrane
Molecular function (GO): sulfotransferase activity
Source: RefSeq, a predicted model, not a curated record